This is a messenger RNA of Schistosoma mattheei, 2377 nucleotides long. The record is from the annotation of a GenBank genome assembly. NCBI's taxonomy places the organism in Eukaryota, Metazoa, Platyhelminthes, Trematoda, Strigeidida, Schistosomatidae.
CAUGGACUCACAGUCACCUCCACAGUUAUGGCUGCUUGUGACUCGACGUACGUCAUAUUUUAGAACAUAAUCUGUAGUAUAUAUAUGCGUGUUUGUAGUGUGUUUUUAUUUAUGAAACUGUUGUGAUUUUUAGUUAUGAUUGAUAUUUUGACCUACCCACCAAUCUCUACUGAUAUAUACAUAUAUAUAACGCUGUUCCUUUAUCCAAUUUUCAUCUAUGAAUACGUAUCUUUUUACCAUAUAGUUUUAUUUACUAUUUCUACAACAUUUAAGUUCUUUCUGUGUUAUUGGAUGUCUCCCUGACUCAAUUAUUUCCACAAGUUUUUUGGUUGCAUAAUCCGCUGGUUAGUUUCAGAGCAUUUUUCUUAUUCUUAAAUGCUUCAUUGUGGUACUCUAUCAACUACCAAACAGUUAGCUGUAUCCACAGUGCUUACUCUAAUAUUCUUUGAUUACCGUAAUCUUAUGUAUCCUUAUGGUAUUAACGUCGUACCUGUAUUCAACAAUUGGUGGCAAUGUUAUUCCUAUCUCAGCCAAUCUGAUGCUUUUGUUAGAGGAUCAUCUUUAUUCUUCCGACGUGCUCCAUCACCAGUGUCUAAAUUACAUGGCUAUAUAAAUAUGUCAACGGAACAAAUAAUACAAAAUGACAGUGACUUACCUCCUCCAUACUAUCAAAUAAAUCACGAAUGUAUUCGUCGUUACAAACGUAGAACUCAUUGUGCUUACUUCACAUUAAUUAUAUCAGGCAUUGUAAUGAUGCUAUUCGGUGCCCUUAUUCUCGUGAUUUUGAUACCACAAGAAAUCAAUUUAUAUCGAUGGAAUAUAAAAGGACCAUUAUCAAGAUUUUUUAAUCACGACAAAACUGUUUUACUAAUUAGUAUGGAUGGAUUUCGUCAUGAUUAUAUAGAAUUGACUAAAACUCAUCUGGGCUCUAAUGCAUUACCGAAUUUCGAUCGUCUAAUAUCAGAAGGUGUACGAGCUAUGGAAUCGAUCAAUGUUUAUCCUACAAUUACUCUACCUAAUCAUCGUACAUUAAUUACCGGUUUGUAUCCUGAAAAUCAUGGAGUUGUUGGGAAUAGUCUACUGGAUAAGAAAUGGCCAAAUAAAAUUUUCAGUAUAUAUGAUCAGGAAAGCCUAAAUCAUGCUCCGUGGUUAACUGAUUGGCCUGAACCUAUAUGGGUUACAUUGCAAAAAAAUGGUCGCUAUACUGGUUCACUUUUAUGGCCUUUAACUGAUCAGUUUGUUAGCGAUGAUUUACCAUUUCAACGAGUUUCACAAUAUGCUUUACUUAAUGACUAUGAACACCGUUAUGCGUAUGACCAACGAAUCAGAGAUAUAUUAUGCUUAUUUGAAGAACCUGAUGAAACUGGUCAUUCAUACGGUCCAAAUAGUAAACAUGUUGCAAAAGUUGUUCAAACCUUAGAUGAAACACUCGGUCAUCUAUUAGACGGUAUCAAAAAACGUGGUCUUUCUGAUAAAGUAGAUAUUAUUCUAACUGCUGAUCAUGGUAUGUCUGAAACAUCAAAUACUCGUCUUAUUCCGUUGGACAAAUAUAUUGAUAAUUCUUUGUACAAUUAUACUCAAUUAUCAACUAUGGGAUUCCUUUAUCCUGCACCUGGGAAAUUUGAAGAAGUGUACAAACGUCUAAAAAAUGCGCAUCCAAAAUUAGAUGUGUAUCGAAGAGAUGAAGUUCCUACCUAUCUGAAUUUCAAUAUAACCAACUCUCGUAUGCCUCCAUUGAUACUUAUUGCUAAGCCAAGUUGGAAAAUUGUAAAGAACACUUCACAUCCUUACGCCAAUGUUUCUGGUGAUCAUGGUUAUGCAACAGAUUUCUCUGAAAUGUAUCCAUUCUUCAUUGCAAGUGGUCCUUCUUUCAAGAUUGCUGAGAGCGUUCCUACUGUCCAUGCUGUAGACGUUUAUCCACUAAUGUGUGCAUUAUUAAAUAUUCAACCAAAUCCAAACAAUGGCAGCCUAGAACGUAUUUCAAACAUACUGAAACCUGAUGUUGCCAAUCGCCUUUUGAAUUUGAAUAGUUGGUCAUAUUUAUGGAAAUGGAUCAUAUUUGAUUUGAGAUUUAUUUUAUUUAUUUCAAUUAUAUGCGUUUCAUUUAUGAUUUUACUGUGUUCAAUUGUAGUUGUGAUGAAUCGUAAAGAAACCAAUGAACCAUUCAUUCGUCUACCCAUCGAUAAUGAUAAAGAGUUUUCAGAUUAUAAUACAUGAAGGUAUUUAGUAACUAUAAUUCUUGCUCAACCUCAUCAAUUUAUUUCUAUUAUUGAUUAUUAAUAAUAACACAAACUCUAUCAUGAUUUUCAUUUGAUGAAUCUACAGAAACAAAAGUUUUUUUUAUCGUUCUCUAAAUCAAUAUCUAUCAACUCGAUCC